CCGCCAGGGCACCGACGCACCGCAGGCAGAGCCAGAGCCGCCCGUCUGUCCCUGCCCGCCGCCGCCCGCGCGCCGCCCAGGGACCGAGCCGCCAGUGCCGCCGUCGCCGCCAUGAGCUGCUCGCCCGUGAACGUGAAGAAGCUGAAGGUGUCGGAGCUGAAGGAGGAGCUGAAAAAGCGGCGCCUUUCCGACAAGGGCCUCAAGGCUGAGCUCAUGGAGCGGCUCCAGGCCGCGCUAGACCAGGAGGAGGCCGGCGGGGGCGGCCCCGCCAGCGGCGCGGCCGAGCCCGGCAACGGCAGCGUGGAGGGGGAGGCGGCCGAGAGCGGCGGGGGCGCCGCGCAGCUCCGCCAGGGGGGAGGCCCCGGCCAGGCCGCGGCCUCCGCCAUGGAGGACGACGACGAGGAAGGGCUGGAGGCCGCCGAUGGCGACGCCAUGGAGCUGGGCGAGGAGAACGGGGAGCGGGCAGGGGCCGGGGGCGGCCCCAUGGAGGAGGAGGCGGGCGGCGAGGAGGAGGAAGAGGAGGAGGAGGAUGAGAACGGCGACGACCAGGGUUUCCAAGAGGGGGAGGACGAGUUGGCCGACGAGGAGGAGGCCGCGGCAGGGGACGCCAACGGCCACGGCGACCAGCAGCCGCCGCAGCCCCAGCAGCCGCAGCAGCCCCCGCCGCUCCUCCCGCCGCGCAGCGCCGCCGCCGCCAAGGAGGCUCCCGGCAAGAGCGCUGGGGGCGCCUCGGGGCCCGCCGCCGCCUCCGGCCCGGCGGGCCCCGCCAAGCAGCAGCAGCAGCAGAAGAAAGCGGAAGGCGGCGGUGGAGGCGGCCGCCCCGGGGCGCAGGGCGCUGGGGGAGAUGGUAAAACGGAACAAAAACCUGGUGAGAAGAAGAGAGGAGUGAAGAGACCACGUGAAGACCAUGGCCGGGGAUACUUUGAAUACAUUGAGGAAAACAAAUAUAGCAGGGCCAAGUCCCCUCAACCACCUGUGGAAGAAGAAGAUGAACAUUUUGACGACACAGUGGUUUGUCUUGAUACUUAUAACUGUGACCUGCAUUUUAAAAUCUCAAGAGACCGGUUUAGUGCUUCCUCUUUGACCAUGGAAAGCUUUGCUUUCCUUUGGGCUGGAGGGAGAGCCUCCUAUGGAGUUUCUAAAGGCAAAGUCUGCUUUGAGAUGAAGGUUACAGAAAAGAUUCCUGUUAAACACCUGUACACAAAAGACAUUGACAUUCAUGAAGUGCGAGUUGGCUGGUCACUGAACACAAGUGGAAUGUUGCUCGGUGAAGAAGAAUUUUCUUACGGGUAUUCUCUGAAAGGAAUAAAGACAUGCAAUUGUGAGACUGAAGACUUUGGUGAGAAGUUUGAUGAAAAUGAUGUGAUUGGAUGUUUUGCUAAUUUUGAUGGUGAUGAAGUGGAACUCUCAUACUCCAAGAAUGGGCAAGAGCUUGGUGUUGCAUUCAAAAUAAGCAAGGAAGUUCUUGAUGGGCGACCACUUUUUCCACAUGUUCUCUGCCAUAACUGUGCGGUUGAGUUUAACUUUGGUCAGAAGGAAGAACCUUACUUCCCUGUACCUGAAGAGUAUACCUUCAUCCAGAAGGUCCCCCUGGAGGAUAGGGUCCGAGGACCAAAGGGACCUGAGCAAAAGAAAGAUUGUGAAGUGGUGAUGAUGAUUGGCUUGCCUGGAGCUGGCAAGACUACAUGGGUUACCAAACAUGCCGCAGCAAAUCCUGGGAAAUACAACAUUCUUGGGACAAAUACUAUUAUGGACAAAAUGAUGGUUGCAGGUUUUAAGCGUCAGAUGGCAGACACUGGAAAACUUAACACACUGUUGCAGAGAGCUCCACAGUGUCUCGGAAAGUUCAUUGAGAUUGCAGCUCGUAAGAAGCGGAAUUUCAUUUUGGAUCAGACAAAUGUGUCUGCAGCUGCGCAGAGGAGAAAAAUGUGCCUGUUUGCAGGCUUCCAGCGCAAAGCAGUUGUUGUUUGCCCAAAAGAUGAAGACUACAAGCAAAGAACACAAAAGAAGGCAGAGGUGGAGGGAAAAGAUCUUCCAGAGCAUGCAGUUCUCAAAAUGAAAGGGAACUUCACACUGCCAGAGGUAGCAGAAUGUUUUGAUGAAAUAAUCUAUGUAGAGUUGCAAAAAGAAGAAGCUCAGAAGCUUUUGGAACAGUAUAAAGAAGAAAGUAAGAAAGCUCUUCCACCAGAAAAGAAACAGAACACUGGCUCAAAGAAGAACAAGAAGAGCAAUAAAAAUCAAUUUAAUAGGGGUCAGAGAGGACGUGGAGGAUUCAACAUGCGGGGCAACUUCAGAGGAGGAGUCCCUGGAAAUCGUGGUGGAUACAACAGGAGGGGAGGCAACAUGCCUCAGCGAGGUGGUGGAGGUGGUGGUGGUGGCGGUGGCAGCAGUGGAGCAAUUGGCUACCCGUAUCCUCGUGGCCCUGUCUUUCCAAGCAGAGGUGGCUACUCAAACAGAGGAAACUAUAACAGAGGUGGAAUGCCCAACAGGGGAAACUACAACCAGAACUUCAGAGGAAGGGGAAAUAAUCGUGGCUACAAAAACCAAUCUCAGGGCUACAACCAGUGGCAGCAGGGUCAAUUCUGGGGUCAGAAGCCAUGGAGUCAGCAUUAUCACCAAGGAUAUUAUUGAAUACCCAAAUAAAUGAACUGAUACAUAUUUCUCCAAAACCUUCACAAGAAGUCGACUGUUUUCUUUAGUAGGCUAACUUUUUAAACAUUCCACAAGAGGAAGUGCCUGCGGGUUCCUUUUUUAGAAGCUUUGUGGGUUGAUUUUUUCUUUUCUUUUUUUGUACAUUUUUAAUUGCAGUUUUAAAGUGAUUCGUAAGAGAACCUCAGCAUUGUGCACGAAAAGAGAAUGUGUCAGUAUUUCAGGGUUCUACAUUUUAUCUGUAAAAUGUGACUUUUUUUUUACCACAACAAAAGUAAAACGUUGCUUUGUA
This is a messenger RNA of Cinclus cinclus, 2941 nucleotides long. It is a transcript of the gene HNRNPU, whose product is annotated as heterogeneous nuclear ribonucleoprotein U. Gene Ontology annotation, cellular component: centrosome; nuclear matrix; nuclear chromosome. The transcript has 14 exons. The record is from RefSeq and is a predicted model, not a curated record. Bases 112 to 2631 code for a protein of 839 amino acids. Gene Ontology annotation, biological process: positive regulation of transcription by RNA polymerase II; regulation of alternative mRNA splicing, via spliceosome; RNA localization to chromatin. NCBI's taxonomy places the organism in Eukaryota, Metazoa, Chordata, Aves, Passeriformes, Cinclidae. Gene Ontology annotation, molecular function: ribonucleoprotein complex binding; promoter-specific chromatin binding; snRNA binding.